AUGGACGACUUGAGCAGCCAUCCAAGCCGUCACUGGUGGGUGCAACCUCACCGACGAUUAACGCCUUCACCGCCAGUGGCUACUGCAGCCAGUGUGGGGCGACCAAAACCCCAUUUCAGUUGGAUCCUCAACAAGCUGAUUAAACUUAGAGAGGAGGCUAGAAGAUUGUUCAUUUCGGUUUCUAUUUGGUCACAGAUCAAGGGUGGCUGGAUUUGGGAUCAUAUUCGUGAUAGGAGGGAUAAGGUUGGGUGGCAUAGGCUUAUUUGGUUCCCAUCUCAUAUCCCAAAAUUCUCCAUUAUUGCUUGGAUGGUGAUUCUCGAUAGAUUGCCAACCAAAGACAGGUUAGCAAGGUUUGGCAUUGUCACUGUUAAUGUAUGUGGAUUGUGUGGUGAUGAUCAAGAAUCUCAAAACCACUUGUUCUUGGAAUGUUCCUUUGUAAGGGUGAUAUGGAAAGCCAUUCUGCAUGCUUGUGGUCUCCAAUUACAGAUGCUAACAUGUUGGGAUGAUGCCAUGCAUUGGAUGACUUCAAACUUGAAGGGUAAAUCCCUCCUUGUUCAUAUUCUAAAGCUCGCGUGGACUGGUUUUGUUUAUUUUCUUUGGGAAGAACGUAAUCGCAAGCAUUUUCGUGGUGUGAUUCGUUCUGCUGAUACGAUUGUAAAUAACAUUAGAGAGUCUGUUAGGAUUAAAUUGUAUAGAUGUCAUAUGAAUAAGAUGGAUGAUGUUAAUAGGAGGUUGAGCCUAGUUUGGGGAUUAAUCUAG
Molecule: messenger RNA, 759 nt
Organism: Hibiscus syriacus
Lineage: Eukaryota; Viridiplantae; Streptophyta; Magnoliopsida; Malvales; Malvaceae
Exons: 3
Coding region: 1-759 (252 amino acids)
Source: RefSeq, a predicted model, not a curated record